Messenger RNA from Pararge aegeria (speckled wood butterfly), 1940 nucleotides. It is a transcript of the gene Mcad, whose product is annotated as probable medium-chain specific acyl-CoA dehydrogenase, mitochondrial. The record is from RefSeq and is a predicted model, not a curated record. NCBI's taxonomy places the organism in Eukaryota, Metazoa, Arthropoda, Insecta, Lepidoptera, Nymphalidae. Gene Ontology annotation, molecular function: medium-chain fatty acyl-CoA dehydrogenase activity; flavin adenine dinucleotide binding. The transcript has 10 exons. Gene Ontology annotation, biological process: medium-chain fatty acid catabolic process; fatty acid beta-oxidation. Gene Ontology annotation, cellular component: mitochondrion. Bases 144 to 1415 code for a protein of 423 amino acids.
UGACAUGAAAGUCGACCUCAGGGCCCAGAAGUCAGACUAACUAAUCUUUGUUUGUACCUACCUUUCAUUACGACGUGGUACAAAGUCCAAAAGUCAACUUUCUUGUACAAAACAAUUGAAGAUUUUAAAAUUAUUAAAUCGCCAUGAAUCCUCUUUCGCAAAUUGUUCGUGCAACACGGCCCAUUUAUCGCAAUUUGUCAACUACUGCUACAACAGCAUCUGCAGUGAAACCCAUACCAACCACUGGGCUAUGUUUUGAACUGAGCGAUGAACAGAAAGCACUCCAGGAUCUUGCAAGAAAGUUUACCAAGGAGGAGAUUAUCCCCGUCGCUGCCCAAUACGACAAAAGCGGGGAAUACCCGUGGCCGAUCAUAAAUAAGGCAUGGGAAGUUGGCCUAAUGAACGGACACGUGCCUGAACAUUGCGGCGGCAUAGGAAACUUUGGCGUUUUCGACGAGUGUUUAGUCGCUGAUGAGUUUGCCUACGGAUGCAGUGGCAUUUGUACAGCCAUAGGCAGUUCUGGCCUAGGACAAACGCCCGUCAUCAUCGCUGGUAAUAAAGAACAGCAGAAAAAGUAUCUUGGGAGGCUCAUCGAAGAACCAUUGGUUGCCGCAUACGGUGUUACGGAACCUGGAGCGGGAUCAGAUGUCGCCGGUAUUAGAACUAAAGCAGAGAAAAAAGGGGACGAGUGGAUUCUCAAUGGACAAAAGAUGUGGAUCACCAAUGGAGGAGUCGCCAACUGGUAUUUCGUGUUAGCGAGAACAAAUCCCGACCCUAAAUGCCCAGCCAGCAAGGCCUUCACUGGCUUCAUUGUUGAGAGGGAAUGGCCUGGAGUGAUUCCUGGACGUAAAGAACAAAACAUGGGACAGCGCGCGUCUGAUACACGAGGCAUCACUUUCGAAGACGUACGCAUUCCCAAAGAGAAUGUCCUCAUUGGAGAGGGUGCAGGUUUCAAGAUCGCUAUGGGUGCCUUUGAUAAGACACGACCACCGGUAGCAGCCGGGGCGACAGGAUUGGCAGCCCGCGCUCUCCACGAGGCGACCAAGUACUCGCUCGAGCGCAAGACAUUCGGCGUGCCGAUCGCCCAGCACCAGGCGGUGGCGUUUAUGUUGGCAGAUAUGGCCAUCGGUGUCGAAACCGCGCGUCUCGCCUGGCAAAGAGCUGCUUGGAUGGUCGACCACGGUCAGAAGAAUACUGUCAUGGCAUCGGUAGCCAAGGCCUACGCGUCAGAAGUAGCCAAUAAAUCAGCCACUGAUGCUGUCCAAGUAUUUGGAGGAAACGGCUUCAACACUGAGUACCCUGUGGAGAAACUCAUGCGCGAUGCUAAAAUCUACCAGAUUUAUGAAGGCACUUCUCAAAUUCAGCGACUCAUCAUAUCAAGAGAACUACUGAUAACUGCCAAACAAUCCAACUAGAUAUGAUUAUUAAAAAAGCAAAAUAUAUCAUGUUAGAACAUGUUCAUCUGUCUAUCUAUAGUAAUAAAGCCUGACUGAUGUAAUAUAUUCUACAGUUUUUAGAUAUUUUUUGAAACAAUGUUUACAAAAUAUAUUCUAUAAUAAUUCAGAUCGUGAUAAAUCAUCAGAAAAUGAAAUUACCUUUUAUAUGGAUAAAAUCUGUUUGGAUGUCAUUAUUUAAAUAGAUUUGUUAUGUUUUGUUACUUCUCUGAAGAUAACAAGUAUGUCCAAUAUUAUAUAUACUGUAAUUUGAAUAAUACUUACAUCUGACGGAACCUAAUGUUGAAAAAACUAAUGAAACUAUGCUUUGGGCCACCAAAAUGGAAUUUACAAUUAUUAAGGACUUUUGGUGAUGGAAAAUUUUAUUGAAAUAGGCUCAAUACCAAUAAUUUGUUGCUAUACUGAUGCUCUAAAUCAAUCCUUUUGUAUGUAGAAAUGUAAUUACUGUACAUAAUAAUGCCAAUAAAUAAAUCCUUUUUCCAAAAA